UUUACUAUUUUGUGCAAAAGUAUGCCUCGUUGCUUGAUAAAGUCGAUGAGAAGAUACAGGAAGAUGAACAAUUCCACCGAAGAGACCGAAAUACCAUGGACCCCACCGACAUCGAUCGAUGCCAAACGAAAGCACCAGACUAAAGACAAUUCAGCGAAAUGUAAUAACAUUUGGACCUCCUCGAAGCUUCCAAUUGUAACACGUUACAGCUUCAACAAAGAAAACAAUAUGAUAUGGAAUAAGCAAUUGUCCAGUAGCACAGAGUUAAAUACCACGAAUCUUUCGGAAAUCGGGAACUCGUUACAAUCAACCGCAGCUAAUAUUUCUGUUAAGACCAAUCAAAGUAUCGUCAAUACAAACUACGAGCAGAAACUGGAAACGGUGCAAAUAUCGUUGUCCUCGAAUGCCAAUAACGUAGAGUGUCCGAUAAACGGGUCCGAAAAUAAAAUCAAUGUAACAGUGAAUUUGAACAAACCGUACGAGGACGGAGUUGAAGGCAAAACGGAGUCCAGUACGUUGUACUUGACACCGAACAAGAAACCGAUCGAUUCUUCGCAGAAUCAGUACUACGGGAAUAAUAUAAAAACAACCGGAGUUGAGACUACUCAGAACUGGAAACGAAACAAAACCAUGCACUAUUGUCCUUUCUGUCGGAAAAGUUUCGAUCGUCCGUGGGUGUUGAAGGGUCAUCUGCGGCUUCAUACUGGCGAACGACCUUUCGAGUGUCCAGUAUGUCAUAAGUCUUUCGCCGAUCGUUCGAAUCUACGUGCACAUCAAAGGACACGAAAUCAUCAUCAAUGGCAAUGGCGAUGUGGAGAAUGUUUCAAAGCAUUCUCCCAAAGACGAUAUCUAGAACGGCAUUGUCCCGAAGCGUGUAGGAAAUAUAGAAUAUCUCAGAGACGAGAACAAAGUUGUACUUAG
Messenger RNA from Dufourea novaeangliae, 921 nucleotides. Its product is annotated as zinc finger protein 1 homolog. Bases 22 to 921 code for a protein of 299 amino acids. The transcript has 3 exons. Gene Ontology annotation, molecular function: sequence-specific DNA binding; DNA-binding transcription factor activity, RNA polymerase II-specific. Gene Ontology annotation, biological process: regulation of transcription by RNA polymerase II. Gene Ontology annotation, cellular component: nucleus. Lineage: Eukaryota; Metazoa; Arthropoda; Insecta; Hymenoptera; Halictidae. The record is from RefSeq and is a predicted model, not a curated record.